Talaromyces rugulosus is the source of this 1458-nucleotide messenger RNA. RefSeq lists its product as uncharacterized. The record is from RefSeq and is a predicted model, not a curated record. Lineage: Eukaryota; Fungi; Ascomycota; Eurotiomycetes; Eurotiales; Trichocomaceae. The transcript has 7 exons. Gene Ontology annotation, molecular function: oxidoreductase activity; flavin adenine dinucleotide binding. The coding region runs from base 1 to 1458 and encodes 485 amino acids.
AUGUCGUUGCGGAACGUCGGCUACGAUGCGUUUGUGUCCUUGGCCCCUGGUGGCUUGCUACAGCAGGUAGGGCGCAUGGGGCAAAGGGCAGCGGCAAAUUUUCAGUCCCUAAUUGACAACACUGAGGAUAUUCCAACAUGUCGCUGUAUGCCGUCAGAUUCAUGCUGGCCGUCGAUCGAGGAGUGGGACAAGUUCAAUCAGAGCCUUGGAGGCAAGCUCAUUUUCUCCAAAGCCUCUCGCUAUUCUGGCUCAGUUCUUCGCAAACCGAAGUUGCGACCCUUUUUUCCCUGGUGGCUUGCCCUGCGUUCAAGGAACAAAGCACUUCAAUAUGCAAAGGACCACAACGUUCAUUUGACAAUUCGCAACACUGGGCAUGAUUAUUACGGUAGAGCGACAGGGGCCGGUUCACUGUCUAUCUGGACGCACCAUAUGAAAAGAAUCGAAAUCCUUGAUUAUGAGUCGCCGACUUACACGGCAUACGAGAUAGCUCAUGCCAACGGGCUCCUACUAGUCGGAGGCGAUAGCGACAGUGUGGGUUACGCAGGAAGAUACAGUCAAGGCGGCGGAAAAGGACCAGCAGCAUCCAAGUAUAGACUAGGAUCUGACCAGGUCCUUGAAUGGGAAGCUGAAUUGUCUGGAGGUGGCGGAGGAACCUAUGGAGUUGUCGUCUCCAUGAUAAGCAAGGCUUAUCCAGACACACAUACCGCAGGCGCCCAACUCGUUUUCACUAAUGCAGGUCUCUCAGAUGAUGACUAUUAUCAUGCCAUUGAAAUGUUUCAUGCCCAUCUCCCCGCUCUCGUUGAUACUGAAAUCACUGCCCUUUAUAUCACAGGCGGAAAUUUUUCGAAACUCAGUCCGGUGAUGGCACCAGGACUGACAGGAGAACAGCUUGAAGGCCUAUUUAAGCCCAUUCUGUCCAAGUUAGAAAACUCAAGAUCAAGUACAUCGAUGUCAUUUUCAACGUAUCUAGGUGCAUACAAGGAUAUGAAUGGUCACCAAAAUAUCUCAACGGUUCAAAUAGGGGGCCGCUUGAUCCCACGGUCUCUCGUGCAAAACAAUAACCCCUCUUUAACUCAGGCAUAUCGACAAGUCCAUCGAAAGGGGGGUCUUAUCUCCGCGUUUAUUCUUAACGUGUCUCGUAAGAGCAUGGAUAAACCGGAAAAUUCCCUGUGGAGUCAUUCCGACUGGGAUAAAAAUGUGGCAGAUCAAGCAUUGAUCACGAACGAGCUUACUCCUGAAAUUGCAAAGUUGGUCCCUGAAGGCGCAGCGUGUUUGAAUAAAGGUGAUCCGAAUGAACUAAGUUGGCUGAAGGUGUUUUAUGAACCCAAAUACGCUUGCUUGCGUGGUAUCAAGCGAAAAUAUGACCCUGAUGACAUGUUCUACGGCCUCAAAUCCGUGGGAAGCGAAGCUUGGCAAGAGGUCGAGCAUGGACGUCUCUGUCGAGUGGCAACUAUGUAG